UUGCCCGUCCUGCGAAGCGACAUGAGUCUCAAGGGAUCCCUCAGCAGCAACCCUGGCUCAUCAAAUGGCAGCAUGGGCAGAGCGGACGGAGCCUCCAAGCUGAGUGCAAAGGACCUGUACGGAGUCUCAGUGAUUCCUGGUAGCUUUGGAGAAGAUGCAAAGGACAAGCUUAGUAGAUCUCAUAGAAAACAACUCCAUGAACAAAGGAAAAAAUACUCCAACUCCAACGUCAUCAUGCAUGAGACUUCACAGUACCACGUACAGCACUUGGCCACAUUCAUCAUGGACAAGAGCGAGUCCAUCGUGACGGUGGACGACGCUAUUCGAAAACUCAUCUUGCUCAACUCAAAAGAGAAGAUCUGGACGCAGGAGAUGCUGCUGCAAGUGAACGACAAGUCCAUCCGCUUGCUGGACUGCGAGUCACAGGAGGAGCUGGAAGACUUCCCUCUGCCGACAGUCCAGCACUGCCAAACGGUGCUGAACCAGAUGCGCUAUUCCUCCAUCCUCCUCCUGGUGUGUCAGGACUCAGAGCAGCACAAACCUGACAUUCACUUCUUCAACUGCGACGAGGUGGAGGCGGAGAUGAUUCACGAGGACAUAGAUAGUGCCCUGGCAGACCACAAGCACGGGAAGAAGAUACGGCCACAGACACUCAAAGCAAACCAAGAAAAGAUCAAGCAGAGACAAUCCAUCCUACCACCGUUGCAAGGGCCAGCUCCCAUCCCGAUCCAGCACGACAUGCGAGGCUCAGGGAUGAACAGGAACCGGGUAGCACCCCCUUCUCAGCAUGACCCAGACUAUGAACGACGAGGCUCUGGCUCUCAUGACCACGAAGAGUCCCGAGCUGUCUUAGCACAGAAGAUUGAAAAAGAAACGCAAAUCCUGAACUGCACUCUGGAUGACAUUGAAGUGUUUGUCGCCAGGCUUCAGAAGGCUGCAGAGGCAUUCAAACAGCUCAACCAAAGGAAGAAGGGGAAGAAGAACAAGAAGAAAGGGCCAGCAGAGGGCAUGCUGACUCUUCGAGCAAGACCCCCAAGCGAGGCCGAGUUCAUCGACUGCUUCCAGAAAACCAAACUGGCUUUUAACCUCUUGGCCAAACUGAGAAAGCACAUCCAGAACCCCAGCGCUUCAGAGUUGGUGCAUUUCCUAUUUGGGCCAUUGGAACUGAUCAUCAAUAGCUGUGGUGGCCCUGAGCUUGCCAGGUCUGUCGUCAGCCCACUUCUUUCUAAAGACGCCACAGAUUUCCUCAGAGGACACCUGACACCGAAAGAGAUAAACCUCUGGGACUCCCUGGGAGAGGCGUGGACCAGAUCCAGAGCUGAAUGGCCCCGAGAAGCAAACAUCCCCACCUACAUCCCCAAAUUCCGCAAUGGCUGGGAACCGCCCAUAGAAAUCUUCCGCGGCGCUCCCUGGGAAAUAGACAUCGGACACUUGCAAGAGGAGCUAUCAUCAGCCAACGGAUAUCCUUACCGUAACUCCUCACUCAAGCGUGGCCAGACCUCCGACCAGACACAAGCUGUGGAUGCCUUUAAACAGAACGUAACUCAGCAUGUAAAUAGGAAUUUUGAGGCACAGGGAAUAGCUCUGCCGAAGAGAUAUGCCAAAAUCCGCUACGAUUUCACUGCGCGAAAUGCCAAUGAACUCUCAGUGCUUAAGGAUGAGAUCCUGGAGGUGUUGGAAGAUAAUAAGCAGUGGUGGAAGUUGCUCAACCGGAGCGGGCAGGCUGGUUACGUCCCUUAUAACAUCCUGGACGUGGUGAAACUGGAAGACCUCGAACAGGUCUGUAGUCAGUCUAACCAGAGGUACAAAGGAGACCUGAGCCCCAGGGGAUAUGGACCAUCCAGCCCAACUCACAAGCUACCUGCCAGCUACGCUGGGGAUAAGUGGGGAAGUGAAAUGUUAUCGCGCAACUCUCCCCAGGACGCCAAAGAACAACUUAUUCAUCAAAUGGACGAGCUGAAUGAUGAGUUGCUAAAGAAGAUCACAAACAAUAAAAUUCAGCCUCCACACAGGAAUUUCAAAGUAGAAAAGCCUCAGCAAGUUUUUGUGCCCCUCACCUUCGAAUCCAGCACUGAAGAAGUCAAAGCUUGGCUGGAGGCAAAGGCAUUCAGCAAAGAGACAGUGGAACACCUUGGCAUCCUUACUGGAGCUCAGCUCUUCUCCCUCAACAGAGAGGAGCUGAAGAAAGUGUGUGGGGAUGAGGGAAACAGAGUAUACAGUAAAAUCACAGUGGAGAAAAACCAACUGGAGAAAAGCAGAGGUGAGUCAGAGCUCCAAGAAAUCAUGAAGCGUCGCCAGGAAAGGAUUGAUUCUGCUAAUUAAAAUCUAUAUCUGCUUUAUUUCAGCUAUUAGUCAUAGUAGUGCAGAAAAAGGGAAUGAAAGCAAUGAGCCCCAGUCCAGACAAAAGACAGCAGUGCUCCACACUUAGCGGGGUGUAAUUGCCAUCAAAGCGACAAUUUCUUGAAUGCUGUUAAUAAGGGUAGACAAUAAGACCAUGUCCCAUUGGGAAAGGUGUUUUAAUAUUGCAUGAGUAUUUUUUUUUUUAUAACUAUAUAUUUUAUACUGAAAUUUUAUGUGCAUGCGAUCA
Molecule: messenger RNA, 2587 nt
Organism: Balearica regulorum gibbericeps (East African grey crowned-crane)
Lineage: Eukaryota; Metazoa; Chordata; Aves; Gruiformes; Gruidae
Source: RefSeq, a predicted model, not a curated record